Leucoraja erinaceus (little skate) is the source of this 1679-nucleotide messenger RNA. It is a transcript of the gene anp32b, whose product is annotated as acidic (leucine-rich) nuclear phosphoprotein 32 family, member B. The coding region runs from base 180 to 1169 and encodes 329 amino acids. Gene Ontology annotation, biological process: regulation of apoptotic process. The record is from RefSeq and is a predicted model, not a curated record. Gene Ontology annotation, cellular component: nucleus. NCBI's taxonomy places the organism in Eukaryota, Metazoa, Chordata, Chondrichthyes, Rajiformes, Rajidae. Gene Ontology annotation, molecular function: histone binding. The transcript is spliced from 8 exons.
UUCUGUGUUUCCAUUUCCACCCAUGGUUCUCUCGCUCGUUCUAAGCACUGCUUGCUGGUUGGCGCGGGCAAAGAAACUGGCGUUUGCUCACAUUACCGACACAUAGAGUGUAGAUCGUCAAGACUGACUUCUUGCCUGGAUUAACAAAUUCAUCAUCUUAGACCAUUUAAAAUUAAAAAAUGGAUAUGAAAAAGAGAAUCCAUUUGGAACUGCGGAACAGAACGCCGUCUGAUGUACGAGAGCUUGUUCUGGACAACUGCAGGUCAAAUGAAGGUAAAAUUGAAGGCCUGACGGCAGAGUUUGAGAACCUGGAGUUCCUCAGCUUGAUAAAUGUUGGCCUGAUAUCUGUCGCAAACCUCCUUCGCCUUCCCAAACUGAAAAAGCUUGAACUAAGCGACAACCGGAUUUCUGGAGGGUUAGAUGUCUUGGCAGAGAAGCUUCCCAAUCUCACACACCUAAAUCUCAGUGGAAACAAACUGAAAGACAUCAGUACAUUGGAGCCCCUGCAAAAGCUUGAAAACUUGAAGAGCCUAGAUCUUUUUAACUGUGAGGUGACGAACCUAAAUGACUACAGAGAAAGUGUAUUCAAGCUCCUCCCGCAGCUCAUGUACCUCGACGGGUACGACCAGGAGGAUCUGGAGGCUCCGGAUUCUGAUGCAGAAGCCGAUGGUGUGGAUGAUGAUGAGGAUGAUGAAGCUCCCCGGCCAUUGCACCGGCGCGGGGGCUUUGCACUGUCUUCACGUUGGAGCCAGUGCCAGUCACCGGAGACAUCAGGACCAACGGGACACCGGCCCCCAGGCCCACUGCAAGCACGGAGAUCCCAGAGACCCACAGCCAGCAGCAGCCCAGCCCCGUUCCAAUUCCAGAGGAACACGCUCCCCGUAGGGACAGAAACUGAUGGUGUGCAAGAAGGUGAGGAAGAGGAAGAAGAUGAUGAGGAGGAAGAUGGAGAGGAAGAAGUUGAUGAUGAGGAGGACGAAGAUGAAGAGGGGGAAGAUGACGAAGAUGAAGUAAGCGCAGAGGAAGAGGAGGGAUAUGGACAGGAUGGUGAGAUCGAUGACGAGGAAGAUGAAGACGAGGAAGAUGAGGACGAAGAUGAAGAUGAAAGCGCAAAAGGGCAGAAAAGAAAACGAGAUACGGACGAUGAAGGUGAAGAAGAUGAUGAUUAAGAAUCCAAGUGACCUGAAAGACUAUUUAGUACUGGGUGGACUUUACUGCCCUCCCUUUUUGCCCUUCCCGCCCCUCUUGAGCCCUACCCCAGAUUGGCGACUUGCUGGUUACCAUCGCAGCACUGAAGUAUCACUGAACCAGCAGUAGUCACUCUCUUGACAUUCCAUGUAUUUAUAAUGCAGUUAAUCCGUAUUCCAUGGAGUAGUAAAACUGGGUAGAAUUUGGUCCAGUGCUUUUAUGAUGUUGGGGUUUCUUAGGUUUCCUGCUAAGACUAUUACCAUUGCAACAAGAACAGAUGAAGUGAUUUGGAUAGUCAUGUUUAUAAAAUGGCUGCCUGUUACAGAGAGGUUAUAACAUUGAUCUUUAUGUAAGUCAAAAGCUUUGUAAAUAAAAUCUUAAAAUUUUGGAUUUGUUCUACAUUGCAAUACCAUUUUGGGUGUUAUUUACAAAUGCAAGAUGUUUCUAAACUAACAGUUUUUGGAAAGUUAAUAAAUGGUUUCUUUUAAAAA